This is a messenger RNA of Jatropha curcas, 585 nucleotides long. Lineage: Eukaryota; Viridiplantae; Streptophyta; Magnoliopsida; Malpighiales; Euphorbiaceae. The record is from RefSeq and is a predicted model, not a curated record.
AUGAGGCCCCUAAAACACUUGAAGGGUCAAGGUAAGCUCAAUAAAAGACAUGGUAAGUGGGUUGAGUUUAUUGAACAAUUUCCUUAUGUGAUUAAAUACAAGCAUGGGAAAGAUGACAUGCCGAUGCAUUUGUCCCGGAGAUAUGUUCUAUUUACUGCUCUUAGUUCUAAGCUGCUAGGAUUUGAGUAUGUUAAGGACUUGUAUGUGUCUAAUUCUAAUUUUGGCAAUGUAUAUUUGGCAUGCAAACAUGUGGCAUGUGAGCAUGGAGCAUUUGAUAAGUUCUAUAGACAUGAUGGAUAUUUGAUUAAGGGCAGUAAACUUUGUGUGCCUAAAUGUUCUAUCCGUGAUUUGCUUGUACUUGAAUCUCAUUGUGGGGGAUUGAUGGGACACUUUGGGGCCAAAUCUAAGUCUAUGGCUCAUGGAUUAUACAUGCCUUUACUUGUUUCUAGUUCACCUUGGACUGAUAUAUCCAUGGACUUUGUACUUAGUUUACCUAGGACUAGGCGUGGUAAGGACAGUAUAUUUAUUGUUGUUGAUAGGUUUAGCAAGAUGGCUGAGAUGGCUCAUUUUAUUCCCCUGUCAUAA